Messenger RNA from Setaria italica (foxtail millet), 1268 nucleotides. RefSeq lists its product as uncharacterized. Lineage: Eukaryota; Viridiplantae; Streptophyta; Magnoliopsida; Poales; Poaceae. The transcript has 6 exons. The coding region runs from base 1 to 819 and encodes 272 amino acids. The record is from RefSeq and is a predicted model, not a curated record.
AUGGAGUCGGGUUUUGAAUUCAACGACACCAUAGAAAGGGCAUCCAUGACAGCUCUUACUGAGCUAUGUGAGAACCACAAGGUGGAGAGAAUAUUUAAUCAGAGGCAGAAGAACAAAGAUGCUAAGAUGGAAGUGAUGGGUUCCCGGUAUGACAAGGAGAUGUACAAGAAGGUGGCAAUGGCAAGGGAGCAUGAGAUGGAAAAGGCAAUGUGGUUCCGCCACACGCGCCCCCUCCAAAAUUUCUCUCCGCGCGCGUCCCCGUCCACCGCCUGCUCCAAAUCGGCCACCGCGCCCCCUCAAAAAUGUUGCCGUGCCACUGGCCAUCUGGAUAACCCGCUGCCUCCCGCCGCACCUCCACCCGCCACCUCCCGCCGCUGCCUCCUGCGCCGGCCCUGCACCCGCUACCUCCUACGCCACCCCACCAACCCGCCGGCCCUCCACCCAUUGUGCUGCCUCCUGUGGCGCCCCUCCAACCCGCCGACCCUCCACCCGCUGCGCUGCCUCCUACGCCGCCCCUCCAACUCGCUGUGCUGCCUCCUGCGUUGUGCUGCGUCCUGUCCCCCAACAUGGAGGGAGGAGGAGAUGAGCUGGGGCCGGCCCCGGUCCCCAGCGUGGGUGGCGGCGGCGCAGGCGUGGGGGGCGCCUGUCGUAUCGCAGGUAGUCGGCGUGGCUGCCUCAAGCGGCUCCAAAAGGAGUACCACACGCUCUGCAAGGUUGCAGGAGCUGCUGCCGCAGAUCGUGGCUCGCCCGCUGCCCAACGACAUAUUGGAGUGGCUUCAGCCUGAGUCUUGGAAUCCAAUGUGGUCUGCAACAAGGUGAGGAUUCACGAAGUUGAAGCCCCCACGGAACUCCCGGCAAUUUGACUUCGGGAAGGUUCCGUGGCCAAAAGCCGAAGUUAGCUGACUUCGACCGAAGAAGGCGGAAAACUUACGGAAGCUUGCUCAGCCCCGACGAAGCUUACGAAUGGGGAAGGAAGUAAUCAAGACAGCCCUAGGACCACAUUACAGUAGGAUAAUUUUGUAAUAAGAAUCUUGGAGAGGGUUAGAAAUGUAAUCCCACUGUGAAAGCGAUAUUUUGAGUAGGGGCCAAGUUACUGUCCUGUACGGAAUAUACCUAGGAUGUAGUUGUUGGGUAUGGGUAUAACGGAAAUGUGGAAAUGUAACUUUAUGGUCCUAUAAAGGGAGAUGAACCGUCCCCCCGAGGGACGGUCAUUACACAUUGAUAAGAUAGCUACUAUAAUAGUUGCUUGAGCAGUUAUUGUCUUCGUC